This is a messenger RNA of Trifolium pratense (red clover), 2478 nucleotides long. RefSeq names its product protein prenyltransferase alpha subunit repeat-containing protein 1-like. Gene Ontology annotation, molecular function: protein farnesyltransferase activity; CAAX-protein geranylgeranyltransferase activity. The record is from RefSeq and is a predicted model, not a curated record. The transcript is spliced from 11 exons. Lineage: Eukaryota; Viridiplantae; Streptophyta; Magnoliopsida; Fabales; Fabaceae. Gene Ontology annotation, biological process: protein geranylgeranylation; protein farnesylation. Bases 598 to 1926 code for a protein of 442 amino acids. Gene Ontology annotation, cellular component: CAAX-protein geranylgeranyltransferase complex; cytoplasm; protein farnesyltransferase complex.
AUUUUUCAAAUUCACACGCUCUAGCUCUUUCGUCUUUAUUUCAAUACCAAUUAUCAUCAUACAAGUUGUUAACUUGUUCCAACAUAUCACACAGCAGAAAACAACACAGAUGGUGUUUUCAGAGCUGAAUGCUCUCUCUCUCUCUCUCUCUCUCUCUCUCUCUCUCUCUCUCUCCAUGGUAAAAAACCCCAUGAGCAAACUUCCAAUUUCUUCCAUUCCUCUUGAUUGAAGCCUUGCAUGUGUGAAAUUAUUGCUCAAUAUCACUUGGUUGAACCGACAUGAAUGGAUUUUUUGAAGGAAUCAAGGCACAGACCAGAUUUGGAGGAAUAGAGAGAAGCUUGAAAUCCCCUUUUUCAUCAAUUCUUAUUCUCUCAACAAAUUACUCAGGAGUGUGAGAUUCUUUUCUUGUUCCUGAUGUGUUGGAAUAUAGUUGCACAAUGAAGCCCUUCUCUUACUUUCUCUUGUGUGCUUGUUUUUAUUUGAUUUUACUUCAUUUUUAAAUAAAAAAAUUAUUUCCCUUUUUGGAAAUUGAUUCCUUCCAUUGUUUUUUCUUGUUCUUUGAAGUUGGGGCUUGUUGAAUCAGUCAAAACAGAAAACAUGAGCGACGAGUCUAAGGCUUACAGAAAGGCUACAGAUCUCUUGCAUCAGCUGGAGGUUAUCCUUGAAUCGGAUGCACUAAUUGAUGAGCUAGGGUUUAUUCAUCCAUCCCAGUUUUCCUUGUUAAAUGAAGAAUCUGGCAUUUCAGCUAAUUUAUCUGAUGAAGCCAUCCAUCAAUCAGCAGACAGGAUAGCACGCUCUGACGAAUAUUCCAACCAAGAGAAACUAUGCUUCUGGAACAAAGAUCAUAAAUUGGGAAUUUCAACUCAUGUUCUUCUACCGUUAUAUAAAGCUGCUAAACAUGCAUUUUUUACGGCAUUUAAACAAUACAAGAUGUGUGGCAAUCAAUCUGACAAAGUUGGGAUUUCUUUACCUGCUUUAGCAUCCCAUGAUCAUCUUGAAAGUAUACUUUUGAGACAUAGUAGGUCUCUUCUACUGCUAAGCUGUGAUUUUAUGACUGCUUGGAAUUGCAGAAAGUUAUUAGUGUCCAAGAAGAAGCAGAUCUCGAUGUUUUCAGACGAACUUCUACUGUCAGAACUUGUGCUCUCGUGCUCACCCAAAAGUGAACAAGCUUGGAGUCAUAGGCGAUGGGUGAUCAAGUCAAUUUCCGCAAACUGUUCAAAUUUCCAAGAGAUUUUGGGAAAAGAAUCUGAGUUGGUGGAAAAAAUAGCUGAGAGAUCAAAGAUGAAUUAUCGUGCAUGGAACCAUCGUUGCUGGUUAAUCUCAUACAUGACUAACGAACAGGUGCUAUCUGAGAUGAAGAAAUCCAGAAGUUGGGCUGCACUUCAUGUUUCUGAUAAUUCUUGCUUUCAUUAUCGCAGACGGCUACUGCAGAAAAUUGUGAAGGAUCGAAGUUACGCAGAAGAAACUGCAUCUUAUGGUCAUAAUGCUGAUAUUGUCCAAGUAGUGAAGGACGAACUUCAUUGGAACGAAACAUUGAUAAAGCGUUACGUCGGAAGAGAGGCUCUAUGGCUUCAUCGUCGCUUUCUUUCUAUGUGCUGGAUAAAUAGUUUUCCAACUGUUUCUAGUGACGAAUCCUACCAUUCCAAGGAGGCAACUAGCAUAUAUCAUGACUUUGGCACCUUUCUGCAGAAUGAAUUAUGUCUCCUUCAAGCCUCAACUUUUGCUGAUGAUGAUUAUGGGGAUUUCCAAGCACAAGCCACGUAUUCCGCGAGUUACAUACUGUGGUUGAAAGUGCAAGUGCCGAAGCCUCUCGAAAAUGAGCUCCUUGAGAAGAUAAGAGAGGUAGAUUUGAAGACCUUAUUGGAUAAGUCAUGCCCAGAGAGAUCCUCUCUAUUCAAUUACUUUAUGAGCUAUAUAGCUAUGUGAGAGAGUUGUUCUAUCUCUUCCUAUUACACAGAAUUGAAAAAGCUUUGGCAAAAUUAGAUAACUUUCGUCCUAUUCCAGAAUGUAACUGUGAAGUUGCAAAGCAAUUGAUAAAAUGCGUGAGUAUAAAGAUGGUGAUCAAGUCAUUCGUUUUUUGAAAUGUCAAGGAGACAAUUUUCUUCUGUUUACAAGUCUUGUUGAAGAAGCCUUGACUCAUCUAUCCGAUUCCUCAUCAACCCCUGACCGAUGUAGAGAAAGUUCAGCCGAGGUAUAAGCUCUUGCUAAGUCGAAGAGAUCCACUUUGCCAUCUAUGCCGCUCACUCCCUUAAUGACCAAUAUUUAGCCGGUAGAUUCCAAAUUGUGCAAAUGGAUCCAUUCCCUAAUUUUUGCAAGGUGUCAUUACUUGUUCAACAAGACAUGUUAAAAUCAGGUUGGUAUGUGAAUAGUAUGGUCCGUGAUCUGAAUGGAUAACAUUAGAUUUUUAUAUUGAAAGUUAUUGUAAAAUUUGUUUGAGUUGAGAAAUAUUGCUCUAUAUUUAAAGUAUUUUACAACCUU